Molecule: messenger RNA, 1695 nt
Organism: Schistosoma bovis
Lineage: Eukaryota; Metazoa; Platyhelminthes; Trematoda; Strigeidida; Schistosomatidae
Source: the annotation of a GenBank genome assembly
UCUUGAUCGAGUUAGCUGAGUCGAAGACAACGGACCAGAAUAGUCUAUUGAGUCUCUGAAUCCUGAGCCUUCGUUCCGUUCCGAAUAAGUCGAAUCAGUAGUAUCCUCAAGGUUAACGAACCUAACAAUUUGGCGACGGUGGUUUUGGAAACAUGGAUCCUUCUAAACUUGAAUUAUUACUCGAGCAGCAAAUGAAACUUAUUCAGAUGUUAGCGGAUGCAAAGCUUACGUCUAAUACUCAACCAAGCAGUUCUAAUCCUACUACUACUGCACCAUCAGUUGAUGGUAUCGCUAACAGUAUCUCCGAGUUUCAUUACGAUCCAGAAUCCGAUGUCACGUUUGAUAUGUGGUUUCGACGUUACGAAGACUUAUUCAAAUUCGACUUUGCUAAUCAGGAUGAUGCUUGGAAGGUCCGCUUGCUGCUUCGAAAGUUGGGUCCUAAUGAACUAGACAGGUAUUGCAACCUAAUUCUGCCUCUAAACCCACGCGAUCGCUCAUUCUCGGACACUGUCCAGUCAUUGAGCCAACAAUUCGGAGACAACUCCUCACUAUUCAAUGCGCGUUAUCGAUGUCUGAAGCUCACUAUGAACGAAGACGCUGAUUUUCUCACACAUGUGGGUAUCGUUAACCGAGAAUGCGAACGCUUCCGGUUGAAGUCACUUACUGAAGACCAAUUUAAAGCACUCAUUCUCAUCUGCAGCCUUCAAUCACAGAAGUUCAGUGACAUUAGAACACGUUUGCUAAGUCGAUUGGACCAAGAUCCAAAACUAACCCUUAAUGAUAUUGCAAACGAAUAUCAACGCCUAAUCAAUCUACAGCGUGACACUACGAUGGUCCAGCGUGGUGGUUCAGAUCGUGCUGAAGUUCAUGUAGUCCAACAACCACACAACUCGCAUAAAUCUGCCCCAGCAGCAUCAAGUUCAAGUCAAAAGACAAAAACAAAUCCUCCUGCCCCAUGCUGGCACUGCGGUGCAUGGCAUUUUGUUCGAUACUGUCCAUAUAAGCAACAUCGGUGCAGGAAAUGUAACACGGUGGGUCAUAAAGAUGGUUUUUGUCGAAAAAAGAGGCCAAGCAACUCCAAAGGUACCAGGAAGCCACCACCAUCUCAGAACAAAUCUCAGAAGCUUCCAGAGUACGAGGUUGGAUGCCCUGUGUUCGCUCGAGACUACAGAGCAAAUCAUGGUCCUUGGAUCGAAGCACGUGUGGUUGGAAGAAUAGGCCAAGUUAUGUACAAUGUAAAGGUGGGAAGAGACACAUGGACUAGACACCGAAAUCAACUACGUAAGCGGAUAGCCCCAGACCACCCAUCAACAGGACUAAAUCUUCCUCUCGACAUCUUGCUUGAUACUUUCAACUUACCGGCAACCCUACCACAAGAAAAACCCCAACAACAAUCUGAAACACGUCCCAGACGAUGGCCUAUAAGAGAACGGCGAGCUAUAGUCAAGAUGCAGGUUGACCCCAGGAAAGCCCGCUAUUAAAAAGGGGAGGAGUGUUGGGGACGAUAGAUCCCCAAACUCAUAUUUUGAAUUUUAUCGCAUCGAUCAACUUAUUGAUUAAACGUUUAAAUAUUUGUGUUGGGGUCAAUUGAUGAACUGAUCGAUUAAAUGUUUGAAUAGCAGUCAAUUGAUGAACUAUCGAUUAAAUGCGCAAAUAGGUCAAUUAAUGAACUCAUUGAUUAAUGUUUAAAAAUUU